Cordyceps militaris CM01 is the source of this 612-nucleotide messenger RNA. RefSeq lists its product as uncharacterized. The transcript is spliced from 3 exons. NCBI's taxonomy places the organism in Eukaryota, Fungi, Ascomycota, Sordariomycetes, Hypocreales, Cordycipitaceae. The record is from RefSeq and is a predicted model, not a curated record. Bases 1 to 612 code for a protein of 203 amino acids.
AUGAAGCUUGGUCUGAGCGACUGUAGCGGCCGGGACGUUGCGCAUCCGCUCUUGACUAGAGCUCUGCAGCGACCAAGACUCGCCUCAAACUUUGUGAAAAUGUCCUCUUGGUUCAACACGACGAGCACCCUGCGGCAUGUGUCCACGGUCCCAAAGGGCCUCCCCGCUUCCAAGCUGGCGCAAGGGCUGCAAAAUCAUGAAAACUACAUCAAGCACAAUCCUCACAUGGCCAAAUACGAAGCCAUCGCCACUCCCACAGAUCCAGCCCCCACCAUCCCCGAGACGCGCGGGGUCGCGGCGACUGGCGAACCCGACUGCUACCGUGUGACUGACAAGAUACACACGCUUCCCGCCGGCCUCUGGGACUCAGACGUCGUCAGCACAUACGAGUUCAUCAAUGUUGACAACGGCGUGUUUGUCCGGAUUCGUAGCCCCAUGAAUGUUAUGAUGGAGUCGCUCUGGCUUGUCAAGGAUGCAGAGGAUGGCAAGGUGGAGUUGGUAGAGGAGCAAGUGAUUACAGCAUCGCGACUGCUCAUGGGCACAGUGAAAUCCAUGUCGGAAACUGGAUGGGAAGGCAUCCACGCUUCCAUGAUAAAAAAGGCACUGGAGUAG